This is a messenger RNA of Melopsittacus undulatus (budgerigar), 2547 nucleotides long. It is a transcript of the gene SLCO5A1, whose product is annotated as solute carrier organic anion transporter family member 5A1. The transcript has 9 exons. Bases 1 to 2547 code for a protein of 848 amino acids. NCBI's taxonomy places the organism in Eukaryota, Metazoa, Chordata, Aves, Psittaciformes, Psittaculidae. Gene Ontology annotation, cellular component: plasma membrane. The record is from RefSeq and is a predicted model, not a curated record. Gene Ontology annotation, molecular function: oxidoreductase activity; protein binding. Gene Ontology annotation, biological process: transmembrane transport; sodium-independent organic anion transport.
AUGGCCUCUGCAGGGACCCCGGCGCAGCGGCGCCCCGGGGCGGAGCGGCCGGCGGUGGCGGCGGGGGGCCGGGAGGAGACGCCGCGGAGCCACAGCCUGGCCGCGUCCGGUGGGGCGGCACCGCUGGGCCGCGGGGCCGCGCUCGGCUCCGCCCUGGCGGCCAGGGGGGGCGGCGGCGGGACCCCACCGAGCCCCGCCGCGGGACCGGCUCCCGAGGACGAACGGGGCGGGAGCGCCAGCGGGAGCUUCCCCUGGAGGACGGAGCGGGGCCGGCCGGCGGUGACCGGGCUGUCCCCCGGGCCCCCGCUGCCGCUGCCACCGGUGCUGCUGGCGGGCCCUCCGGGCAGAGCGUGCCUGCGGGCUGUGCUGGCAGACUCGCGCUUCUUCCUGGUGUGCAUGUGCUUCCUGACCUUCAUCCAGUCCCUCAUGGUCUCCGGCUACCUGAGCAGCGUCAUCACCACCAUCGAGCGGAGAUACAGCCUCAAGAGCUCGGAAUCAGGGCUGCUGGUCAGCUGCUUUGACAUUGGGAGCCUGGUGGUGGUGGUCUUCAUCAGCUACUUUGGGGGGCGUGGACGGAGGCCGCUCUGGCUGGCUGUAGGGGGGUUUUUCAUCGCCCUUGGGGCUGCACUCUUCUCCUUACCUCAUUUCAUCUCUCCGCCAUACCAGAUCCAGGAAUUGAACUCCUCUGUCAGUAAUGAGGGCUUGUGUGUGACUGGCAAUGGUACCGCCAAAGAGCAGUGGGAGUCGCCAGCCUGUGUCAAGGACUCCGUCGGAAACGACCACUCUCUCUAUGUAGCUUUAUUCAUUUGUGCUCAAAUCCUCAUUGGCAUGGGCUCCACACCCAUCUAUACCUUGGGACCAACCUACUUAGAUGACAAUGUCAAGAAAGAAAACGCCUCGCUUUACCUAGCCAUCAUGUAUGUAAUGGGAGCACUCGGUCCUGCAGCUGGAUACUUGCUGGGAGGACUUCUUAUUGGUUUCUAUGUUGAUCCUAGGACAACUGUUUAUAUUGACCAGAGUGACCCAAGAUUUAUUGGAAACUGGUGGAGUGGAUUUCUCCUUUGUGCCAUUGCAAUGCUCCUUGUGAUAUUUCCCAUGUUUACCUUUCCGAAAAAACUCCCUCCUCGACAUAAAAAAAGGAAAAAGAAAAAGAAGAUGAACUCUGAUGAUGUUUCAAGUGAUGAUGAAGUGAUGAAAGAGAAAACAAAUAGUAAAAUACAAGCAGACAGUGCAGUUCCUGCCUCUAUGGGAUUUGGAAAGAAUGUUAAAGAACUUCCAAGAGCAGCUGUCAGGAUCUUAAGCAACAUGACAUUCCUUUUUGUGAGUUUGUCAUACACAGCUGAAAGUGCCAUUGUCACAGCUUUUAUUACCUUCAUUCCCAAGUUCAUCGAGUCACAGUUUGGCAUCCCAGCUUCCAAUGCCAGCAUCUACACUGGUGUGAUUAUUGUUCCGAGUGCUGGUGUUGGUAUUGUCCUUGGUGGCUACAUUAUAAAAAAACUGAAACUUGGUGCAAGAGAGUCUGCAAAGUUGGCUAUGAUCUGCAGUGGUGUAUCUCUGCUGUGCUUUUCAACUCUCUUCAUUGUUGGAUGUGAAAGCAUUAAUCUAGGGGGAAUAAAUAUACCUUACACUACUGGUCCCACUCUUGCCAUGGCCCACAGGAAUCUGACUGGGAGCUGUAAUGUUAACUGUGGAUGUAAGAUUCAUGAGUACGAGCCUGUCUGUGGAUCAGAUGGAAUAACAUAUUUUAAUCCUUGCCUAGCUGGCUGCAUCAGUGGUGGAAAUCAUAGCACAGGGGUAAGAAAUUACACAGAAUGUGCCUGUGUCCAGAGUCGCCAGGUGAUCACUCCACCAACGGUGGGCCAGCGUAGUCAGCUCCGGCUGGUUAUUGUCAAAACCUACCUGAAUGAGAAUGGCUAUGCUGUUUCUGGGAAGUGUGAUCGAACCUGCAACACGCUUAUCCCGUUCCUAAUAUUUCUCUUCAUUGUUACCCUCAUAACAGCAUGUGCCCAGCCAUCAGCAAUCAUAGUGACACUCAGGUCUGUAGAAGAUGGGGAGCGGCCCUUUGCACUAGGAAUGCAGUUUGUUUUAUUACGAACUCUUGCUUACAUUCCCACUCCAAUUUAUUUUGGGGCUGUUAUUGACACCACGUGCAUGCUUUGGCAACAGGAUUGCGGCAUACAAGGAUCUUGUUGGGAAUACGAUGUCACCUCGUUUCGUUUUGUCUACUUUGGGCUGGCAGCUGCUCUCAAGUUCGUGGGAUUCUUUUUUAUUUUCCUGGCCUGGUAUUCCAUUAAGUGUAAAGAAGAGCAGCUUCAGAGACAGAGAUGGAGGGCUUCACCGGUGAACACUGUGAGUGAAAUGGUUGGCCAGACUGGACCCCAACAAAACUAUGCACGGACUAGAUCCUGCCCUACCUUCAGCUCCCGAGGGGACAUCAGUGUGGCACAACGAAUGAAUUGCGUAGCACAGACAUACCCUGGCCCUUUUUCAGAAGCAAUAAACUCCUCAUAUGAAAAUGCAUUGGAAGAAGUCACUGCUGAGAUAUAG